Haplochromis burtoni (Burton's mouthbrooder) is the source of this 3127-nucleotide messenger RNA. RefSeq names its product matrilin-3. The coding region runs from base 119 to 2227 and encodes 702 amino acids. The record is from RefSeq and is a predicted model, not a curated record. Lineage: Eukaryota; Metazoa; Chordata; Actinopteri; Cichliformes; Cichlidae. Gene Ontology annotation, molecular function: calcium ion binding. The transcript has 12 exons.
UUGGGCCUCCGGUUCCCCACGCCCUAUGGGUCGUGGAGCAGAUCAUAUAAAGACGUUACAUCCAGCUGUAGCAGCGGACACCCAGAGGGCACCCUGAGGAGGACCGCAGAAAACAGACAUGGCUUCAUUAAUGUGGGGACUGGUCUGCGUUAUCGGCGUUGUCCUGGCACCGGGAUCUUUAGGCACUUUCUCACAGCCCCGGUCGUACAUUACGCCCCCAAUUCCACGAGUGUCCCCGCAGGUCCCCCCGAAGUUCUAUGGGCGCCUCGACGAUAACAGAUCUACUGUCCAAACCUCCGACGAAGCACUAAAUGACGAAAAAUUUCACCAGCACCAGGCAGAUGAUUUUACCGUCCGAGGAGUCCAGGAGCAGCGGAAGGCGCGAGCAGAUGCUGGCACAUAUUCCACGUCUCAGCCACUACAAAAAAGUCCAAAGCUGCUUUCACCGCUGCAAGACAAAGCUGCACCGCUUGGAUCCUGGAAGCCUGCUGGAGACUCCAGAGGAUCCAUCAGAACUAAUGCAGCAACAAGAACCAACUGCAGAAAUCGACCAAUAGAUCUGGUUUUCAUCAUUGACAGCUCCCGCAGUGUACGUCCUGCUGAGUUUGAAAAAGCCAAGGAGUUCCUGGUGGACAUGGUGGACAGUUUGGCCAUUGGCUCUGAUGCCACUCGAGUAGGCCUCGUCAAUUAUGCCAGCACCGUGCAAAUCGAGUUUCUGCUGAACACAUAUUCUGACAAGUCCCAUGUGAAGCAGGCACUGGCCCGUGUUGAGCCCCUUGCUUCAGGCACCAUGACAGGGAUGGCCAUUAAGACGGCCAUGGACAAAGCUUUCACCAUGGAGGCAGGAGCCCGAGCUGGCUCUGCAAGCAUCGCCAAGGUGGCCAUCAUAGUGACAGAUGGGAGGCCCCAGGACAAGGUGGAGGAAGUGUCAGCAUCAGCACGAACAGCAGGAAUCGAGAUCUACGCUGUGGGAGUAGACAGAGCUGAUGUGGCGUCUCUCCGACUCAUGGCCAGCCAACCUUAUGAUGACCAUGUCUUCUAUGUAGAGACUUAUGGUGUCAUAGAGAAGCUCACUUCAAAAUUUAGGGAAACUUUGUGUGGUAAGGAUGAAGAUGAUGAUGAUGGGAGUGAGGAUAAACGUGUAGAUCCUGGAAGUGAUGAUUACAGCCUAGAUAGCAGGAAGGAGGGUAACAGAAUAAAUGAGCAUGAUGAUAAAGGAAACAACGGUUUGGAGCCAUGUGCUCAGGGACACAACUGCCAGCAUAUUUGUGUCAACAGUGGCGACUCUUACAACUGUAAGUGUCGCCCGGGCUACAUCCUUAACCUGGACAAGAAAACAUGCUCACGUUCAGAUCCAUGUGCCCGGGGAAAUGACUGCCAACACAUUUGUAUCAACAGUGAUGACUCGUACACCUGCAAGUGUCGAGUUGGAUAUGUACUGAAUGCGGACCAGAAAACAUGCUCACGUUCUGAUCCAUGUGCCCACGGUCAUGAUUGCCAGCACACUUGUGUUAACAGUGAUGACUCAUACAUCUGCAAAUGUCGAGUGGGAUAUGUAUUGAAUCCAGAUAAGAAAACAUGCUCACGUUCAGAUACAUGUCCCCAGGGACAUGACUGCCAGCACAUUUGUUUCAGCACUGGUGAUUCAUACAUGUGCAAAUGUAAAAUGGGAUACACAUUGAAUCCAGACCAGAAAACAUGCUCACGGUUGGACUUUUGUGCAAAAGGACAUGAUUGCCAGCACAUUUGUGUCCACAGUGACGAUUCGUAUCUCUGUGAAUGUCACGUGGGAUAUGUUUUGAAUGCAGACCAGAAAACAUGCUCACGUUCCAGUUCAGAUGCGUGUGCCCAGGGACAUGACUGCCAGCACAUAUGUGUUAAUAGUGGGAAUUCAUACAUCUGCAAAUGUCGAGUGGGAUAUGUGCUGAACGUGGAUCAGAAAACUUGCUCACGUUCAGAUGCUUGCGCUCAGGGACAUGACUGCCAGCAUAUUUGUAUCAACAACGGUGUUUCUUACACAUGCAAGUGUCGAGAAGGAUAUGUGUUGAAUACAGACCAGAAAACAUGUUCCCAGGAAAUGAGGAGUGAAAUAACCGAGGAUGCCUGCAUGUGUGAAGCUCAGAUUGUGUUCCAGAAAAAAGUGCAAUCAACCAUUCAGGAGCUGAGCAGAAAGCUCGAUGAACUCUCAGACAAAGUGAAUCAGAUUGAAAGCCACCAGCAAUAUUAAGAGCAUCAAUACCAUCAGAGGACAAGUGCAGGGCAUGCAUUACAUCCAGCUUCACGACCCAUGGGAGUCAACCUGUAAACAUCUGUAAACUGGAAUGUUAACAUUUCAGUGAAAGUGUGCGUGGUUUUGAUUUUUGUCAUAUUAAAUAUGAUUAUUUUUUUUAAUUUGCUGCCCAAUCUGUUUUUACUUCUUGCUGUAAAGUCAGGUAAAACUGGUGUACAUGUUUACAUAUACCUGGGUUCCUAUUCAAAUAUGGAUGACAACUUGUUUAUCAACAUGUAGUCAACUAAACAGCUCUGCUUCUAUAAUUGUUGUUUAUUGAGUAGACAGCCUAUUACUUUCCUAUUGUGCAUACGCUACUUUGAGAGCUUUUCUAUGUCCGUGCAGUGUAGCUCUUGGCAGAACACUAAGCCUCCAUAGCAGAAAAAUAUAAGCUAAUCUCUUAUGUAACAAGAGUUUUAUAGUUGUCCGUCAGAUUGCAGCAUUCUAAAAAAGACCAAAAAUGAAGGCUGAUUCAACAGGCUUAUGGCAUGUUACAUCACAACGAUUUAUUAUACCCCUCCCUUUGAUACCUGGAUUGUUUGAUAACCUUUUUAUUAUGAUUAUAAUUAUUGUUUUGCUUGCACAAAUGUGAUUAGUAAUUACUAUUUUGUUUGAAGGAGAUGGAAAGUAGUUCAAAGAGUUUAAGUAUUACCAACUCUUCCAGUACUUUGCACACUUGGCCAUGAAAGUCUGUUUUCGUGAAAAGUUUUAAAAACCUGACUUACUCUAUAUACAUGUGCUGUUUAAAUAGACGACCAUAUGCAUGACAUAAUGUAUAUUCGUACUUAACUGUCUGUAUAUUGAUUUUGUAAAGGGUAUUUAGUGACAAAUGAAAAAUAAAUUUUCUGAAACAAAGGA